Momordica charantia (bitter melon) is the source of this 1562-nucleotide messenger RNA. RefSeq lists its product as uncharacterized. Lineage: Eukaryota; Viridiplantae; Streptophyta; Magnoliopsida; Cucurbitales; Cucurbitaceae. Gene Ontology annotation, molecular function: protein-folding chaperone binding. The record is from RefSeq and is a predicted model, not a curated record. Gene Ontology annotation, cellular component: cytosol.
AUCAAUAAAAAAGCGGGAUUAGAGCAAUCAGCCACUCAAUUUUCUGAUCGUGUAACGGCCGACUCGCCGGAAUCCUCUGCUUCCCCGAUUCUCCCACGUUCUCUUCAAUUUACUCCCAAAAUUAAAGUCAAUUUGCAGAAAUUUUGGACUUCUUGAGAAGAAAUUUCUUCAGCCUCUAGAAACUAGCAUCCACAUUUCGGUGGCUUUGAGAGAUCGAGGAGUUGCAGAGAAGCAGGUGUGUGAUGGGGGUGGACUACUACAAUGUGUUGAAGGUGAACAGAAAUGCGAAUGAGGAGGACCUGAAGAGGUCCUACAAGAGGCUGGCUAUGAAAUGGCAUCCUGACAAGAACCCUAUUAACAAGAAAGAGGCGGAGGCCAAGUUCAAGCAGAUCUCUGAGGCCUAUGAUGUCUUGAGCGACGCUAAGAAGCGUCGGAUCUACGAUCUCUACGGCGAGGAGGCUCUGAAAUCCGCUGAAUUUUUUCCUCCGCCCAAUUCCAAUCCCUCGUUUUCCUAUGUCCCUCGCGAUGCCGAUGAYAUUUUUGCCGAGUUUUUCGGCGGAGCUGGGACUGGGAGUGCUAAGAGCCGAGGGCUGAGGGGAGAGAGUUUGUUUAGGAACGGGAAGGCGGAGGCUGGGAGGCAAACCAAUAGGAAAGCACCGCCAAUUGAGAGCAAGUUGGCGUGUAGCUUGGAGGAGCUUUACAAAGGUUCCAGGAGGAAGAUGAGGAUUUCUCGCACUGUUCCUGAUGAAUUUGGGAAGCCAAAAACUGUUGAUGAGGUGUUAAAAAUAGAUAUUAAACCUGGUUGGAAGAAGGGUACAAAAAUUACUUUCCCUGAGAAAGGCAAUCAAGAACCUGGGGUUGCUCCUGCUGAUCUUAUAUUUGUCAUCGACGAGAAACCGAAUCCAGUUUUUGAGAGGGAUGGGAAUGAUUUGGUAGUCAAUCAGAAAAUAUCUCUAUUAGAGGCACUCACCGGGAAGACCUUGAACAUAACAACUUUGGAUGGAAGAAAUCUCUCUACUGAAACUGAUAUUGUCAAACCGGGUUACGAGGUAGUGAUCCAGGGUGAAGGAAUGCCCAUCUCUAAAGAACCAAAUAAGAAGGGAAACCUUAGAAUCAAGUUUGAUAUCAUUUUCCCAUCAAAGCUUACUCUUGAACAGAAAUCUGAUCUGAGAAGGGCUUUGGGCGGUGGUUCUGAUUGAGAGUAAGGCUCAGGAGCGGGCAUCAUGACGAGCCUUCURAACAGGGGAUUGAUAAUGCAAGCUCAAACACGUGUAAAUACUUGUCUUACUCCGGAAAGGAACAUUGUGCAUAUUAGGAUUUUGGAGAACUGCUCGAUUCCUUGCAAUAUGAUUUAGGAGGGAAGUCUAGCAUUCUUCAUCCACUGCCCUUGGUAGCCAAAGUUAACUUUGACUUGAUAAUAAUGAUGUUGCAUCCAUGUGAUCAUACACAUUUUUACUUGAAGUCAAUGUAAGAUUAUUUGUAUUUUAUUAGCUGGGAAUUUGGUGAGUACUGUGCAUCCACUGGUGUUGAAUAAUUUAUGUUAUGCAAUGUCCUUUUUCUUA